This is a messenger RNA of Punica granatum (pomegranate), 1235 nucleotides long. The record is from RefSeq and is a predicted model, not a curated record. NCBI's taxonomy places the organism in Eukaryota, Viridiplantae, Streptophyta, Magnoliopsida, Myrtales, Lythraceae.
UCCUCCUCCUCCUCGUUCUACCUCUCUUUCUUCCUCCUCCUCCGUCGUCUUCUUGCUUUCCGAUUUCGUUCAUCCUCAUCGUCAUCGCCAUCCCCUCCCUCUCUCUCGAAUGGAGAAAUCGCAAAGUAGUCGGUCCACCGCAAGUUCAAACGCCUCGGCAGAGCAGAAGCUGUGCCGGACUCCGGAAUCCUCGAUGGCAGAAUCCAUGUCCAUGGAAUGGACAGAUGAGAAGCACAGCCUCUACCUCAAAUCCAUUGAAGCUUCCUUUGUAAACCAGCUGUACAAUUCCCUUGAUUUACGCAACUGUCACUCGCAAAACGAGCAAUCCUCCGGGAAAAUGCCUAAACCCAUCAGUUCCCCUUCUGGUCAGUUCAAAGUUCUUCGAGAUGGCUUCUGGCAAGAGAUCAAUUUCACGAGGCCUGGCUUUCAGCAACAUAAAGAUGAUGAGUCUCGCUACGUUCUUUCUAGUCCAUGGAUAAAGCACUUUAAAUCCGCACCUAAGCUCCCGGAAUGUGAAGCAGUGAGCAUGAAAGACAAGGGGAAAAUCUCAUGUGCAUCAGCUGCCAACUUAGAGCAGCCUUCUCAAUGUUGGUCUCAUCGUAAAGUUGGUGGAAUCAAUAGCAGUGCUGAUUUAGAGGUUUCUGAUCAGAACUUUAUCAACGAUGAUGAGGAAGGAGACAAUGCCGGCAAGAGCAGCAUGGAUGGUGCCAAGAGGAUGAAAACUCGGGAAGGCGGAACUCCAAGCACUGAUCAGGUCGUUCCGUUCGGUAUGCCCCCUUUGAAUGACGAUGUUACGAAGACCUGCGCAUCCUUGGGUGGAUAAGAGUACUUGGACCUCAGAACGGCUAUUAAAAGAUUCGGGCAGGUUUCUCUGUACAGACUAACAGGGACAAAUGAUUCAAGAUUAGAUUGCUCGUUGGUUUGCCUGAUAAAGUGAACGAGAGCUUGGUGCUUCCUAAUUCAUGCGGCAGCUUGAAAGGAGAAACUAAUGAAAGAACGAAUGCAACUUUCUUCGAGGAAUAACGCUUCAGUUUUGUCGACAUCGAAAGUAUCGCCAAAAAAUUAUGACUUGCUCUAGUGUUUUGUCAUCAUCAAGGUUAAAAGAAACGAGUCUGGAGAGAUUCCUGUGAGUGAUGAAGAUUAUUGUUUUGCCGCUGUUGUCAAGAUUAUAAACCCUAUUCUUAAUCUUGUGCUUCUCUCUUUAUAUGCUGAUUCAAUCAAGUUGUGUGAUCCAA